AUGGCGAAAGCUUCCCAUACAUUGCAAAAAGGUGCUGUCGUCCAACACAUCGCCAAAGCCCACAACCUGAAAGGUCGACUGCCUGAAAGGAGCAUAGAAUCUUUGGCAACAACCAUUCGUUUCGUCCCGCUGAGCUGCCGGUCGCUGUCAAGUGAACUCCCACAAACCACCCUAUCUAGGCUAUCUAGGCUUCUGCGAGAUCUCUCUGUGCCGUUUGGUGCACUGCAGGAAACACGCAUGAGAGAUCGGCCUGUCAUCAGCAUCGAAAAUUACACUAUAUACCGCGGUGAUGCGGAUGAGAAGAAAAUAGGUGGCUGCGAGGUAGCUGUGAGGAACGAUUGCAACAACCUAGUGGAGGAAUUUGGCUCAACGUCGUCUAGAUGA
This is a messenger RNA of Necator americanus (New World hookworm), 384 nucleotides long. RefSeq lists its product as uncharacterized. Lineage: Eukaryota; Metazoa; Nematoda; Chromadorea; Rhabditida; Ancylostomatidae. The transcript has a single exon. The record is from RefSeq and is a predicted model, not a curated record. Bases 1 to 384 code for a protein of 127 amino acids.